AUGCGUGUGUUUCAAUUGACGACGGCUCUCGGGUCGAUCGUCAUUUCUGCGGCAGCUCUUACACCCGAACAACUUAUCUCGGCUCCGAGACGGAGUGACGCUGUUCCCAAUCCAUCUGGAGAAGUUGCAUUCUUUUCCACCUCUGAAUACUCCUUCGAGACCCACACCACAUCAUCAUGGUGGAGUCUGCUGGAUCUGAAGACUGGAAAAGUCACCAAGCUUACCGACGACAGCAAUGUCUCGGAAUUGGCUUGGCUGGGGUCUACUGACUCGGGUCUGUUGUAUAUCAACGGCACCAAUGCCGAGAUUCCUGGAGGUACCGAGAUUUGGGUGUCAGAUACCUCUGACUUUACAAACUCUGCCUACAAGGCGGCUUCACUGCCGGCGCCGCUUUCUGGCCUCAAGACCGCCAUCACCAAGUCUGGAGAUAUUAACUUCUUGGUGUAUGGAGAAUCUUACCCCAACGGAACGGCGUACAAUAAAGAGCUCGCCACCACGCCCCUCAGCUCGGCGCGUAUCUACGAUAGUAUCUACGUCCGCCACUGGGAUACGUGGCUCACUACCAGAUUCAAUGCUAUCUUCUCAGGAACUCUAAAGAAGAAGAGAGCCGGACAUGGAGCGACCUCCCGCUACGCUUCUAAUGGAUCUCUCAAGAACCUCGUCGCAGGAGUCAAGAACCUCGAGUCACCCUACCCGCCAUUCGGUGAUUCGUCUGAGUAUGACAUCUCCCCCAACGGAAAGUUGGUUGCAUUCAAGAGCAAGGCUCCUGAGCUGCCACGCGCAAACAACACUGCUUCAUAUAUCUAUCUUGUGCCCCAUGAUGGAUCCAAGAAGGCCGUGGCUAUCAAUGGCCCAGACAGCCCUGGCACGCCGAAAGACAUCAAGGGUGAUUCGAGCAGCCCUGUCUUUUCCCCAGAUAGUCGUCGCCUUGCAUACCUCCAAAUGCAAGAUAUCUCUUAUGAGUCAGAUCGUCGUGUUGUCUACGUUCACACUAUUGACUCCAAGGAUACUAUUCGUACCUUGGCCAAGGACUGGGAUCGCUCACCUAGUCUUAUCAAGUGGUCUGCCAACGGAAAGGAUCUUGUUCUGAACACCGAGGAUUCUGCACGCUCUCGCCUUUUCUUGCUCCCUGUCAAUGCUGGUGAUGAUUUCAAGCCUAAGAACUUCACCGACGCCGGCUCGGUGGCUGCUUACUACGGUCUACCCAACGGAGACUACUUGGUUUCUGGCUCUGCUAUCCAUACUAGUCGCAAUGUUUAUACCGCCAAUCCUAGCAAGGGUGUCACAGGUGUUGUCUUCUCUGCCAAUGAUGUUGACCCCGCGCUGAAGAACAUGGGCCCAUCGGAUGCUGAUGAGUUCUACUUCAAGGGCAGCUGGACAGAUAUUCACGCGUGGAUUGUCUACCCCGAGAACUUCGACAAGUCGAAGUCAUACCCACUCCUGUUCUAUAUUCACGGUGGUCCUCAAGGCUCCUGGGGUGACUCCUGGAGCACUCGUUGGAACUACAAGGCCUUUGCCGACCAGGGAUAUGUGGUUGUUGCGCCCAACCCAACUGGUAGCACUGGAUUUGGCGAUAAGCUCACGGAUGAGAUCGCGAACAACUGGGGAAGCUAUCCUUAUGUCGACUUGGUUAAAUGCUGGGAGCAUGUUCGGGACAACUUCGACUUCAUCGAUACCGAUCGCGGUGUGGCAGCUGGCGCCAGCUACGGUGGUUUCAUGAUCAACUGGAUCCAGGGUAAUCCCCUAGGUCGCAAAUUCAAGGCGCUGGCCAGCCACGACGGCACAUUUGUGGCCGAUGCAAAGGUCUCGACCGAGGAGCUGUGGUUCAUGGAGCAUGAGUUCAACGGCACCUUCUGGGACAAUCGAGACAACUAUCGUCGUUGGGAUCCAUCGGCUCCAGAGCACAUUAAGCAGUUCUCUACCCCGCAGCUCAUCAUUCACAGUGAUUUGGAUUACCGACUUCCCAUCUCUGAGGGCUUGGCGCUUUUCAAUGUCCUGCAAGAACGCGGUGUUCCAAGCCGACUGCUCAAUUUCCCUGAUGAAAACCACUGGGUCGUCAACAAGGAAAACAGUCUUGUCUGGCAUCAACAGGUCCUAGGGUGGCUCAACAAGUACGCUGGUAUCGACACCCCUGGCUCUGUCAGUCUGGAUGAUACUACAAUCCCUGUUGUGGAUUAUAAUCCUUAG
Penicillium griseofulvum is the source of this 2187-nucleotide messenger RNA. RefSeq names its product dipeptidyl peptidase DppV (gene dppV). The record is from RefSeq and is a predicted model, not a curated record. Gene Ontology annotation, molecular function: serine-type endopeptidase activity. NCBI's taxonomy places the organism in Eukaryota, Fungi, Ascomycota, Eurotiomycetes, Eurotiales, Aspergillaceae. The transcript has 8 exons. The coding region runs from base 1 to 2187 and encodes 728 amino acids. Gene Ontology annotation, biological process: proteolysis.